AUUAACGUCGCUCUCUAUAUUCACAAUUUAAUUACACUUAUCGCGUAUAUGUUUUGUGUAAUAUGUGCUUUUUAAUAUGCUGUGUAUUUCCUCUAGUAGCGACUAGUCAUUUUUGAGUCGACUGACAGCUGAUGGCGCUAUGGAGCAAUCUUCUUAGAUUCAGAACAGCAAAAGAAGAUUGUAAGGAAGUGUGCGCCAUACCAGCGUGGUUUUGCCGCAAUUGUCGGGUAUUAUUUACAAUGAAUCACUCGGACGAAAAGCAUCAGUAUUCAUCGCUUUACUUAGAAGUUUGUUCCCGAAAUGAAGAGCCUCGUCUCCCACUGCACACCUCCAUCGUCCUGUUUCUUCUGUCCUACUGUGAGUGCAAGUCUUUCAAAGUUUUCCUGGUCUCCACCAAACCAGCGAGCUCCCAGUCACUGAAGAGUCAGCUGCCGGAGUCUCUGGAUGUGUCUGAUACUCAUUUGGAGUUUUUGCCCCAGCUGGUGAGGGGUUGCCGUCUCCCUGCUGUUUUGGAUGAAACAGGACAGCUGUGCAGGGCAGGACUGGCAGUGGUCCUGAGACAUAUCAUUAACAAGACCUUAGAGGCUGAUCCAUCUAGAAAUGAUGUGCUGGCAUUGCUGGGCUUCAAGAAAACCUGUCUGAAGGCCUGUGCUGAGGUGAGCAAGUGGACCAGGCUGUGUGAAAUUGACAUCCCCUCUGCUGUUGAAAAACACCUCCAAAAUUCCACACAUCAGUAUCAGCACCCGCCUCCCUCCAUCCUCACCCUCGAGCGAAGGCUAGCGGAGCCUGUCAAAGUCCACAAUGAUGACAAAAUACGGCGGCAGAAACUCCAAGAGCAGAGACGGAAUGAAGAGGACAAGUCCAGUGAAGGAAAACAGCAUGUGGACACAGAGUCUAAAGCUGCACAGUCGCCUCAAGUCUAUGAUGGACUUGAGCUCAGAGCUGCUUUGGCAAAGCUGUCUGUGAAUUCAGUUCCAGCUUUGACCACUAGAGAGAACUCUGAGAUCAGGAAAGUGAAGACCACAGACCUGCCUCUGCUGGAGCAUGUGUUUGCCGAAGGGCUGUACUUCACUCUGACUGAUGUGGUGCUACUGCCAUGCAUCUAUCAGUACCUGUGUUCCCUCCAAGUUCACGCUGCGAGCACUCUACAUCAGCUCCCCUGCCUGCUGCGUUGGUACAGCCAUGUUCAGGAGGUACCUGGGGUCCUUCGGGCAGCCAAAACCUGUGGGAUGGCUCUUUCUGUCCCCCAGUUUCCCACAGUCAGUCUACCAGGGACAUCAGCAGAGGACAACUCAGCUAGUAUACUGGAGCAAGAAGAAAACCAAGAGAUGAUCUCACAGUCUCCAUUUGUUGGUGGUCCCAGGCCCACAAUGACUAAACUCAAAGAAAAUGGCAUCAAGGCAGCCUUCACUCCUCAUCCUUGCCCUGCCUGGACACUCCCUUGGGAUAGCUUACCAAGAGCUAUCAACCCCACUGAAGGGAAAAUGUCAAAUAUCCGUGCAGUCAGGAAGCAGGAACAGCUGAAUAACUUGGUUGCCAUGGUUGCACAGCUAGCCAAACCAGGAUACACCAUUGUGGAUUUCUGCAGUGGAACGGGCCAUGUAGGGAUUGUUGUGGCUCACUCUCUUCCAGAUUGUCAGGUCAUUCUCAUAGAGAACAAAGAAGAGUCCUUGGUCAGGGCACAGAGUCGGACUAGGGAGCUUGGUCUGAAAAACAUCAACUUCAUUCAGGCCAAUUUGGAUUACUUCACUGGACCCUUUCACAUUGGGGUUGCCCUGCAUGCAUGUGGUGUUGCAACAGACAUGGUGAUGGAGCAUUGCAUUCAAGCAGGAGCUGCCUUUGUCAUCAGCCCUUGCUGUUAUGGCUUCAUCCAGAACGCAGUCAAGUUCACCUUCCCAAAAAGCAAACGGUUUCAAGAGACACUGUCUAACAAGGAACACAUGAUCCUGUGCCGCUUUGCAGACCAAACUGGUUUCCAGCUCCCUCCUGAGAGGAGACUCAUAGGUAAAGAGUGUAUGGGCUUGGUAGACUUGGACCGGUCGUGGGCAGCAGAGACUCGUGGGUACUCGGUAAAGGUAAUGACUAUGGAGCCUGAAAGCUGUUCACCAAAGAAUAACAUGCUGACGGGAUGGCCAGUGCAGAAGAGCGGAGGGAAGGUCACUGCUGGCCAGCUGGAAGGAACCAGCACAUGAUCAGGAUUCCGAGCACUGGUGCACAUCAUGGUCAGGGUUUGAUAAAGCACCCAGCCUGUGUGACUCCUGGCUGUGUCAUGACAAUGCUGAGAAUCUCCUCCUUGGUUUAUUGCACUCAAUUGUUGGAGUGUACUUGUAAUAAAAUUGCUGAAGCUUUUCACCAACUGCUAUGUUAUGUUAGGGACUU
Monopterus albus (swamp eel) is the source of this 2379-nucleotide messenger RNA. It is a transcript of the gene gstcd, whose product is annotated as glutathione S-transferase, C-terminal domain containing. Lineage: Eukaryota; Metazoa; Chordata; Actinopteri; Synbranchiformes; Synbranchidae. Bases 132 to 2192 code for a protein of 686 amino acids. The record is from RefSeq and is a predicted model, not a curated record. Gene Ontology annotation, cellular component: cytoplasm. The transcript is spliced from 12 exons.